This is a messenger RNA of Zymoseptoria tritici IPO323, 1195 nucleotides long. RefSeq lists its product as uncharacterized. Bases 85 to 1059 code for a protein of 324 amino acids. Gene Ontology annotation, cellular component: intracellular anatomical structure; cytoplasm. The record is from RefSeq and is a predicted model, not a curated record. Gene Ontology annotation, molecular function: transaldolase activity. Gene Ontology annotation, biological process: carbohydrate metabolic process; pentose-phosphate shunt; pentose-phosphate shunt, non-oxidative branch. Lineage: Eukaryota; Fungi; Ascomycota; Dothideomycetes; Mycosphaerellales; Mycosphaerellaceae. The transcript has 3 exons.
CUUGUCAACCACACUCACCAAAGACCGAUCAAACAACCACCAACACUCCAACGAACACAAACUCACCACACAAACACCUCAAUCAUGUCUUCCUCUCUCGAACAGCUCAAGGCCACCGGCACCACCGUCGUGUGCGACUCUGGUGACUUCGCCACCAUUGGCAAGUACAAGCCGCAAGAUGCCACCACCAACCCAUCUUUGAUCCUCGCCGCAUCCAAGAAGCCCGAAUACGCCAAGCUCAUCGACGAGGCGGUCCAGUACGGAAAGAAGCAUGGCAAGAGCACGGCUGAGCAGGUGGACGCGACACUCGACAACCUCCUCGUCCAAUUCGGAAAGGAGAUCCUUAACAUCGUCCCUGGCAAGGUUUCGACUGAGGUUGACGCGAGAUUCUCCUUCGACAAGAAGGCGUCCAUCGACAAGGCUCUCCACAUUAUUGAGCUCUACAAGGAGAUUGGCAUCGACAAGUCCCGCGUUCUCAUCAAGCUCGCUUCCACCUGGGAGGGCAUCCAGGCCGCCCGCGAGCUCCAGAGCAAGCACGGCAUCAACUGCAACUUGACCCUCAUGUUCUCUCUCCCCCAAGCCAUCGCCGCUGCUGAGGCCGGUGCCUUCCUCAUCUCUCCGUUCGUCGGCCGCAUCCUCGACUGGUACAAGGCCAACACCAAGACCGAGUACACCGCCCAGAACGACCCCGGCGUCAAGUCCGUCCAGCAAAUCUUCAACUACUACAAGAAGUUCGGCUACAAGACCAUCGUCAUGGGUGCCUCCUUCCGCAACAUCGGCGAGAUCACCGAGCUUGCUGGCUGCGACUACCUCACGAUUGCACCAAACCUUCUCGAGCAGCUCUACAACAGCCAGGACGCCGUGCCACAGAAGCUCAAGUCCGAGGACGCUGGCUCGCUCGACAUUGAGAAGAAGAGCUACAUUGACGACGAGGCCGAGUUCCGCUUCCAAUUCAACGAGGAGCCCAUGGCCGUGCACAAGCUCUCUGAGGGUAUCAGCAAGUUCGCCGCGGACGCUGUCACUCUCAAGGACAUCCUCAGGCAAAAGAUUGAGGCCUAGAUUGGGUUUUGUUUAAGCGUGUGAUAUUUCGGGCAGACUGUCGGCUUGGAAAAGGGGCUAGAGUGAUCCUAUGGCUGGACAGAUAGCUUCAAUUAGCAAUGUGACUUUGUCGACAUGGUCGACAUGAUGAUGACUC